AUGGAGGAGAAGGAGCAAUUGCGGCGGCAGAUCCGGCUCCUGCAGGGUCUGAUUGAUGACUACAAAACCCUUCACGGCAGUGCCCCUGCCCAAGGCAUCUCAGCCCCUUCGCGCUGGCAGCCACCUGCCUGCCACCGUGGCAGGGCCUUUGAUGCGCGGUCUUCUGGCCAUGCCCGCAGGGACUUUGCUCCGCACCACGGGUCCAUGUGGCGGAAGAAGUACUCCCUGGUCAACAAGCCUCCAGGACACGCGGAAGUGCUGGACAGCCAGGAUGCGCAGCCCGCUCAGGGGCUGCACCCCCAGGCCUGUGUCCUGGAGAGGCAGGUUCAGCUCAGCCCUGAUCAGAACAUGGUCAUCAAAAUUAAGCCAUCAGCCAAAUCGGGCUCUGCCAGCCCCUCAGGGGCCCAGAGCGGCCGUUUAGAAGCAUGCCAGGCCACUUCCUGGACUGACCAGAGACCCAGAGAGGGAGAGGGUGAGGCCCCUGGUGGGAGACUCCAGCAUUCCAAACCUGGCCAAGUCAGGGCCCGCUGCCGUGGGGCUGACCCCCUGCUGGUGUGCCAGAAGGAGCCGGGCAGGGCCCGGGUGGUCAGGUCCGGGAGUGCUGUAAGUGGGAGCACCUCGGAGCCCCAGCGGACAGUCAGCGAGGGCGCCAUCACCACCAAGGCUCGUGGCCUGCCUGCCACACCUGAGCGCAGCGGUGGGGCCUUGGGCCGGAAGCCGGGCUUGAACUCAGCGGUUAGCUGCGGGACUCAGCUCUUUGGGACCAGGAGGGUGGAAGGCAGCCGCCCAGAUCAGUCAGAUCCAAGGCCCAGGCCCAGGGUGGCCCGGGAAGCCUCGCUGCCUGCGUCCUGUCGCACCAGCAAGUUCCGGAAGAACAACUACAAGUGGGUGGCUGCGUCAGCCAAGAAUCCUCGGGCCACCCGCAGGGCCCUGAGCCCUAGAGGAGCCCCAGAGAACUUGGGCAGGGGCCCCAGCCUGGCAGAGAGGGCGGGGAAACCACAGCUCAAAUUGGGUCUGGACGCCAAGGCCAGGAAGGCCGCCCCGCAGCCCAGGCCUGUAGCUUCCUCGAGCAAGUACAAGUGGAAAGCCUCCAGCACCUCGUCCUCCUCAUCCUCCUUCCACUGGCAGCCAGAGGCCAGCGCCCGGGACCGUGCUGCCCUGUUGUCUCCUGUCCUGUCACAGUCGCCCCCUGAGGACAGGCUCACAGUUGGAUCCAGUGGCACAAAGACACUUUUUGGGGAAACUUCACUCUCGGGGUACAAGGUGAAGAGCCGCACCAAGAUCAUCAGGCGGCGGCCCAGUGCCAGCCUGCCAGGGGACAAGAAGACCAGCUCGCCUGCCACCACUGUAAAGAGCCCCUUCAGCCUGCGCAGGAGACAGGCCCCCCGGGGGAAAGGCAGUCCCGUCCUGAAGAAGACCCCCAACAAGGGCCUGCUGCAGAUCUCCAGGCACCGGCUGUGCCGCCUGCCUCUGGGCCGCACCCACCUCCCUACAAAGGAUGCAAGCAGCCUGUACGCCCUGCGCACGUCACCCAGCAGCAAAGUGAUCAAGACCCGCUACCGCAUCGUCAAGAAGAGCCUUCCCCCUCCGCUUGGCACCCCACCCUUCCACCAUGGCCUGCCCACCUGGCGCACCCGGCGUCUCCUGCUGCCCAGGUCUGUGGUGUUGAAUCGCCAGCGCUCGGUGACCACUGGGACUGAGAAGGCCUCCCCAGGCACCCCCCUGUGGCGGAACAAGGGCUACCGCUGCAUCGGAGGGGUCCUCUACAGGGUGACCGCCAACAAGCUCUCCAAGACCUCAGGCCGGCCCACAGAGUGAGGCUCCAGGCCACUUGCAAGCACAGGCCGCUUGGAGCCAGCCAGCUGCAGCCGCUCUCUGGCCAGCCGGGCCCUGCAGCGCAGUCUUGCCAUCAUCCGCCAGGCACAGCAGAGGAAGAAGGAGCGGCAGCCGGAGUACUGCAUGUACUACAACCGCUUUGGCCGCUGCAACCGUGGGGACAGCUGCCCCUACAUCCACGACCCUGAGAAGGUGGCCGUGUGCACCAGGUUCCUCCGGGGCACUUGCAAGAAGACAGAUGGGACUUGCCCCUUCUCCCACCACAUCUCCAAGGACAAGAUGCCUGUGUGCUCCUACUUCCUGAAGGGGAUUUGUAGCAACAGCAACUGUCCCUAUAGCCAUGUCUACGUGUCUCGCAAGGCUGAGGUCUGCAGAGACUUCCUCAAAGGUUACUGCCCGCUGGGUACCAAGUGCAAGAAGAAACACACACUCCUCUGUCCUGACUUCUCUCGCCGGGGCGUCUGUCCCCGUGGUGCCCAGUGCCAGCUGCUUCACCGCACCCGGAAGCGUUCAGGCCGGCGGGCCUCGUCGGCCCCCUCACCCAGUGACACGAGCCCCCGGAGCAGGGUUUCCAGCAGCCACAUGCCCAGGAAGCCCUCAGCUGCCCAGCGCCCCCCCAGGCUGAUACCCAAGAGCCCCACCUCCACAGCGACGGUUGUUCUGGCCUCCACCUCCCAAGAGCUGUCUGGUUCGCCUACUCCCUCCUCGCCCUCCUCCCAGGCCUCCCUGGACCCCAAGGUGGCCUCUGUCCAUGAGCCAGCGUCGUCUGUGCUGGGCUCCAAGCUGCCCUCCUUCAUCUCCCUGCGCUGCUCACCCAGCCCGGCCCCCCAGGCUGGUGCCUGUGUCCCCAGGAGUUCCCCGCGCAAGGACUCAGGGGGCAUGAGUGCUGGGGCCUGGUCAGGAGGCCAGACAGCCCCCCACCUUCUGCCCUUGAUAGCCAAGGCCAAGGCCAGGAGAAGGAUCCUCCGACCCUUGGGCAGUGGACUCCUCCACCCAGGGUUCGAGGGUUCGCAGACCCUGUCCCAGGAGUCUUUGCGGGUCAGCCCCCACCCCCUCACCUCGCUCCCCUGGGCCCCAGCCCCGCCCUUCCAUCGCUUCUGUAACCUCUCAGCCUGCGGUCUCCACAUGGUCCUGGAGCCCCGCCACGCAGGCUCCCGCGCCCAGGGGUGCCAGCAAGUUCACUGA
Elephantulus edwardii (Cape elephant shrew) is the source of this 3021-nucleotide messenger RNA. RefSeq names its product zinc finger CCCH-type containing 3 (gene ZC3H3). Lineage: Eukaryota; Metazoa; Chordata; Mammalia; Macroscelidea; Macroscelididae. The record is from RefSeq and is a predicted model, not a curated record. Gene Ontology annotation, molecular function: metal ion binding. Gene Ontology annotation, cellular component: nucleus. The transcript is spliced from 14 exons.